This is a messenger RNA of Rhodotorula graminis WP1, 1360 nucleotides long. RefSeq lists its product as uncharacterized. NCBI's taxonomy places the organism in Eukaryota, Fungi, Basidiomycota, Microbotryomycetes, Sporidiobolales, Sporidiobolaceae. The transcript is spliced from 6 exons. The record is from RefSeq and is a predicted model, not a curated record. Bases 1 to 1302 code for a protein of 433 amino acids.
AUGAGCAGUCCGCCCGCCUCGUCCGCCGCAGGCCAUCGUCACGAGCAGGGCGACCCGCUGUUUCGUCAAACGCGAGCCGUGUACAGCUUUUUCAAGGACCCGGUCGGCGUCUCGCUCCACCGCAAGCACUUUACGUCCGAGGAGCUUGCGCGCCACAACGCCGCCUCGCUCAACCAGAGAGCGGUGCGCGGGUCGAACAGCGCCUUGCAGUCGUGGGACCAGAUGUCGCAAACCCAGCACGAGCUGCUGGUCGAGCUCCUGCUCAAGUACUACUGCGAGUCGAGGGCCAAGCCGGAGAACAACGAGUGGCCUCACAUUUCCUUCCCCGAGCUGGGCAAAGAGAUCGACUACCGGACGAUCGCGCAGGCGCGCAAGUCACAGCUUCCCGCCCAUGUCCCCGACCCCUUCCAGCGACUCAACAUGCUCCUGAGCCUGCUCACCACGCUCUACAACUCGCCUAUCGACGAACGCGAGUUCGAGGCGUUCGAGGACAUGCGUCACGUCAUCGGCGAGGCGCGCAGGCAAGUGACGAAGGCCAGGAGCACCAACCCGUUGCGCGUUCUAUUCGCCCAGCAUGCCUUUGACGCUGCCGAAGAGCGCCUCGACGACCGGCUUGAGACGGCCAACGCGGCGCGCGAGGUGCGCCUCCAGCAGGUCAAGGCGGCCAUGUCGCUCCUCCACGACAAAGCCGCGCUCUUGCCCGACUGGUCCAACGUGGCGCACCACGCCGCCGUCGAGGUCUACUUCUCGCAUCUCGACUACAAGCAGCAAGCCGCCGUCGUCGCCCAGGUCCGCGAGUUUGUCUUUGCGGCGUGCGAGGAGCGGGCCCUCGCCGAGAUCCUCAACGCGCUGCGGGCGCACCACCUCGGCCACACGCUGUGCGCCGUUCGCCUAGCGUCGAUUGUCGACUGCUUGGAGUUGCAGGAUGCGCCCUCGCACGUCGUCGAGCACUUCCAAGCCGCCCACCACCAGUUCUGCAGCGUCGAGUGCACCGACCUGUUCUCGCACCUCGCCCUCACGCAGCAGGUGUACGCCGUCUCCAAGCUCCGAGAUCUGCUUAGGCGCAUCCAGACUGAGCCGUUCGAGGCUGAGCAGGUGGUUGACGAGCUCGCCGCCAUCCUCCCGAUGUACUCGGAAGAUUCGUCGAGCUGGAAGCACGCACCCAAGGUCGACGACCCUCCCGCCUUCCUCCACUCUCUCGCCCACAGCGCCUCGACCCGCCACGCACCUUUCGGCGCCGACUCGACGAGCUCGGCGACGUCGAGCCGCUACUUCCCGCAGGCGAGGAGCGCGAGGUGGUAGAGCGAGGACCGAGCGGCGGCGGAGCGAGGGGCGAGUGCAACGUGGGUCGUUCGAGCUC